Didymella exigua CBS 183.55 is the source of this 1803-nucleotide messenger RNA. Its product is annotated as xylulose kinase. The record is from RefSeq and is a predicted model, not a curated record. Gene Ontology annotation, cellular component: cytosol. Bases 1 to 1803 code for a protein of 600 amino acids. Lineage: Eukaryota; Fungi; Ascomycota; Dothideomycetes; Pleosporales; Didymellaceae. Gene Ontology annotation, molecular function: D-xylulokinase activity. Gene Ontology annotation, biological process: xylulose metabolic process; D-xylose metabolic process. The transcript is spliced from 3 exons.
AUGGCUGACCAGUUCCUCGGCUUCGAUCUGAGCACCCAGCAGCUCAAGGGAAUCAUUGUCGGCUCGGACCUCAAGCUCCUCCACGAAGCAAAGGUCGACUUCGACGCGGACUUUGGCGCAAAGUAUGGCAUCGAGAAGGGCGUGCUGACCAACCCCGCCGAGGGCGAGGUGUUCGCGCCCGUCGCGCUGUUCCUCGAAGCCAUUGACCUCGUGCUGCAGCGGCUGCGAGAGCAGGGCGCCGAGUUUGCAAAGGUGCAAGGUGUCAGCGGCGCGGGCAUGCAGCACGGCACUGUGUUCUGGAGCCAGGACGCCGAGGACUUGCUGCGGAGUCUCAGCCCGGAGAAGACGCUGCUCGAGCAGCUCGAGGGCGGCGCCAAGGGCGAGAGGAAGGGCGCGUUCAGUCACCCGUUCAGUCCCAAUUGGCAGGAUGCGAGUACGCAGAAGCAGGUCGAGGCGUUUGACGCUGCGUUGGGCAGUCCGGACGAGCUCGCUGAGGCGACUGGGAGCAAGGCACACCACCGCUUCUCCGGCCCCCAGAUCCUCCGCUUCCACACAAAGUACCCGGACGCCUACAAAGCCACUGCGCGCAUAACCCUCGUGUCGUCGUUCCUCGCUUCCAUAUUCCUCGGCCGCAUCGCGCCAAUGGACAUCUCCGACGUGACCGGCGCAAACCUCUGGGACAUCAAGAACGGGCAGUGGCACGAAGCGCUCCUCGCGCUCGCCGGCGGCUCCCCCGACACCACCGCCCUGCGCGCGAAGCUGGGCGCCGUGCCCGAAGACGGCGGCGCAACACUGGGCCCCAUUGCCCCGUACUUCGCAGCCAAGUACGGCUUCCCCCGCACCGCGCGCAUCCUCGCCUUCACGGGUGACAACCCAAGCACCAUCCUCGCCCUCCCGCUCCGCAGCAGCGACGCCAUCGUCAGCCUCGGCACAAGCACCACUUUCCUCAUGAGCACCGCCGCGUACAAGCCCGACCCGGCGUACCACAUGAUGAACCACCCGACCACGCCGGGCCAGUACAUGUUCAUGCUAUGCUACAAGAACGGCGGGCUAGCGCGCGAGCAUAUCCGCGACGCCAUCAACGCCGGCGCCGGCGCCGGCGGUCAGGGGCCCGGGGGAUGGGACGCAUUCAACGCCGCGGCGCUAUCGACGCCCGUCCUGGGUCAGCACCACCCCGACUCGGAUCCCGCGCGUCUGGGCCUUUUCUUCCCGCGCCCAGAAAUCGUGCCCGCUGUUCGCGCGGGCGUGUGGCGCUACACCGCCUCCAACGACGACUCGCGCCUCGCAAAUGCAGAAAACACACCCGCCUGGCCCGUCCCAACAGCCGACGCCCGCGCAAUCCUCGAAUCCCAACUCCUCUCCCUCCGCCUCCGCAGCCAACCACUACUCACCCCGCAAGGCAGCCUCCCCGCACAACCACGGCGUGUCUACCUCGUCGGCGGCGGUGCGGCGAACCCGGCCAUAGCCACGCUCGCGGGCCAGGUCCUGGGGGGCAGCGAGGGCGUGUAUAAACUCGAGAUUGGAGCGAAUGCGUGUGCCCUUGGUUCCGCGUAUAAAGCUGCGUGGGGCGUUGGGAGGAAAGCAGGGGAGGCGUUUGAGGAUUUCCUUGAGGGGCGGUGGGAUGAGGAGAGUUUUGUAAGGAGGGUUGCGGAGGGGUAUGCGGAGGGUGUGUUUGAGCGGUAUGGCGGGGUGCUUGGGGCUUUUGCGGAGCUGGAGGCUGUGGCUGUUCGGGAGAAGGGGGAGGGGAGGGCGGACUUGGUCAAGGAGAGGGGUGUGGAUGGGGGGGUUGUAAGGGGGAAUUAG